AACAGUCUGCCCCGGUAUACUCGCUCUCAGGUCGCUCUUCAUCGAGACCAUACUCGGCUUCAUCCUAUCACCGCACUUGAACUCCCACUAAAAACAGCUUCCCGAAUGCGUUUCGCACUUGCCUUCAUCGCGCUCGCCGCCAGCCUCGCCACCACGUCCGCGACGGGUCUCUUCAAACGACAGAAUCUGCCUACCUGCGCAGAGAACUGCAUCACUAGCGCUGACACCAGCGGCUGCAGUGCGACUAACGAGCAGUGUCUCUGCUCGAGCUCGGCCUUCGUCAACAGCGUCGAGUCUUGCGCCGAGAGCACCUGCUCCGCCAGCGACCUGAGCAGCGCGCUGCAGGCCGCUCAAGAACUGUGCGCAGCAGCGGGUGUGUCGUUGACUCUGAGUGGCUCCAUCUCCGCUUCCUCGACGGGCAGCGCAUCGGGCUCGGCGAGCAGCAGCAGCGCAACCUCAGCGGGUACUAGCGCCUCGCAGUCUGGGUCGUCCGCUUCUGCAUCCGCCACGUCCUCAGCGAGCGGGGCAACAUCGAACGCCGUCAACGCCUUCGUGGGCCUGGCCGCGAUGGGCGCUGUGGUGUUCGCUCUUUGAGUGCAUUCCUCCGCUAUCACUGGCUGUGUCUCCGAUGAUCAGCCGCGGUCCGAUGAGAGUAGCUCAUAGAAGUAUCAAGCACGAAUGAUAUGAUAUGGCGGUUCUGG
Molecule: messenger RNA, 701 nt
Organism: Rhodofomes roseus
Lineage: Eukaryota; Fungi; Basidiomycota; Agaricomycetes; Polyporales; Fomitopsidaceae
Exons: 4
Coding region: 106-594 (162 amino acids)
Source: RefSeq, a predicted model, not a curated record